CGUAGUGUCUAUUACCACCAGCUACGGAUAUCCGUGCCCAUAAGUUAUUUACCUAACUAAUAUGUAUAUAAUAUAUCCGUGCCUAUACUAGCCGUGUCUCGGAUUGAUAAUUUUAUCUCGUAUGGUCUCAUCCUGUGAUGCACGGAUUGGCCAUGCCUUUAAUGGAUUCGAGUUAGCACACGUCUGCGGGUUUUUGGCCCCUGCGUUCACCUUGUGAUCCUUAAAGGCAUGAAUAUCCGUGGCUGGUGGUAAUAGCCUCUCUCAUACAAUAUACCUGGAAGUAAAUAAUUUUUUCAUUUGUAUGCUCGGAUAAUGGACAUACAUGGAAUUAUAAGAUUCAAUAAAGAUGAACUGAAGAAUCUAGAAAAAUCAGUUAACUUACAACAUCCGAAUAAUAAACAAAAGUGGGGAUCAGUAACAGAAUGGGCAAUAGAAAGACAUACUCGAAAACCAAACAAGAAUCGACUGGAAACAAUACACGAAUUUAUUAUAGAAGAGAGUAAACUCUGUGAUAUAAAACGGAAGUAUUCAAAAUCCAUUUUUGAACCAUUUUCUCAAUUUGAACCAUUUGAGGAUCGAGAAAUAUAUAAAUAUAUUUUAAUACAUAAUUAUGAAGGUGAAGUUGUUGGUAAAAAGAUAUGGCAGGAAAUGGAGAUGGCUAUUUUUCCAAAUCGUAAAUGGAAAAGUUUAAGGAAGCGUUAUCUCCAACGUUUAAUCAAAGAACCUUUGCUUAGUCAAUUUGUUACAGCAAAAGGUAAAGCAAUUUUAUUAAAAAAGUUUAAAAAAAAUAAAAAUAAUAAAAAUAAAAAGAACAAAAUAAAACAAAAUGAACGUGAUGAUUUUUCAAUAAAAAAGCAUAUAAAAAUUAUUUAGCUGUAAACUUAAAAACCAGUUUACAGCUAAAUAAUAUAAAUAACUAAAGAGAUAUAAUAUAUAUUAUAAGUAUCAAAUCCUAGUAAUCGAAUACGACUUUUGAUUUUUUGUAAAAAAUAUGCUAAUAUUAUAAAAAUGAAUAUUACGUCAAAUAAAAAAAUAAAAACUAUUAUUAGCCCUUUUAAAAGCAUUCCAAACGAUUUCCGAAAAGUUUAUGUAAGUCUAUUCAAACGCGAAUUCAGAGGGGGGUGGGCAAUCAAAGCAGUUACCCCCUUUGAAAAAUAAGUAACCUAUAAUCGAAAG
Messenger RNA from Chrysoperla carnea, 1176 nucleotides. RefSeq lists its product as uncharacterized. Bases 313 to 873 code for a protein of 186 amino acids. The transcript has 4 exons. The record is from RefSeq and is a predicted model, not a curated record. Lineage: Eukaryota; Metazoa; Arthropoda; Insecta; Neuroptera; Chrysopidae.